Molecule: messenger RNA, 1208 nt
Organism: Pecten maximus
Lineage: Eukaryota; Metazoa; Mollusca; Bivalvia; Pectinida; Pectinidae
Exons: 7
Coding region: 207-977 (256 amino acids)
Cellular component (GO): trans-Golgi network
Source: RefSeq, a predicted model, not a curated record
ACUAUCAGAAUGUGAACUAACGUACCCUUGUGACUGGUCCUGAGAUUUAUCUCUAUUUACUCGUGUGUCUAUCCACAUGUGUCCUGUGUAUUUACCCACGUGAGGUAAAAUGAUUUCAUUAUCUUAAUACACAAUACAUUUUCUCUGUAAUCGCAGGACCUUCACAUGUACUAACAUUUAUCUUGGUCCAUGUCUUAAGCAUAUAAAUGCACACGAUGUUGAUGACACGGGUCGUGCUGUAUAUUGCUAUCUUAAUGAGCAUUGGACGUCACGUGACUGCUAAAAACCCAUCGUGUACAAAGACAUCAGCAUGCGCAUGCAAAUUCCCGGAUGGUUCAGGAAUUGAUUUAUCGGACCUCGAUAGUAAAGACCCUAAAACCCCAACGUUUGCCGAUGUACCUCCUGACAGUGGAAGUGACCAGUUCUCAUGGAACCCGUGUACGGCCUUUGAUGAGAAGGAUUGUAUGAACGUAGCGCUAUGCGACAUACACCAGAAUGACAAAAGUGCCGAGUAUUUUGCUAUAGGCACCCAGGACACGGCGGACUUCACAUAUACCAGCGAUGGACAACUACAGAUUACCUACAUCUACGAAGGGACAGGAAGAGCUAAACGACAGUCCUUCAUUACGUUGACAUGUGAUCCUCAACAGAGCGGCGUUUUCACUGCCACCGGAGAGAACCCGAGUGGUAGUGGCAUGUAUUAUUUUGACCUCACGUCUAAGUUGGCAUGCUACCCCAAGGAAUCUUCCGGAUCAUCGCUCUCCGUCGGGACCAUUAUUUGUAUAGCAUUCUUCAGUGUCAUUCUACUCUACUUUAUCGGGGGUGUUGUAUUCCAACUUGCCGUCAGGAAAGAACGAGGGACUAAUUUGAUUGUCCAUAAAGAAACCCUGAUUGGUAUUCCAGGAUUGAUAAAGGACGGAACCAUGUUUAUUUUCCGAAGAGGCACACUCACUGAACGUAAAAAGUUAAUACAUUGAAUAAGGAUUUAAUGUAUUCACUGUAAUGUAAUAUGAAAAGUUACUUCAAUAUGGUUUCUUUAUGUUUUUACCUUGGUACCGGGUUGAUAUCACAUGACUUGCCUACUAUGUCAUGAAACACGUCGAUGUCAGCUGCAGUCGGAGGUUGGGAAUGUAUCUACUGAAUGAUAAAUAACAGGUUAUACGGGACUUAAAAGUAACGAAAAUAAAUCGGCUACACACUUAACAGUA